Necator americanus (New World hookworm) is the source of this 336-nucleotide messenger RNA. RefSeq lists its product as uncharacterized. The transcript has a single exon. Lineage: Eukaryota; Metazoa; Nematoda; Chromadorea; Rhabditida; Ancylostomatidae. The record is from RefSeq and is a predicted model, not a curated record. The coding region runs from base 1 to 336 and encodes 111 amino acids.
AUGUUCCCAUGUUCUAAGCAUACCCCUGUUGUACAACAUUAUUCGUGCGACACGUACUCUACGAACUUUUACAUGGCAGCAGAGUACUACAUGCGAUAUUUUCAGGUCGCAUCAUCAGACGUUACGGCGAUCAUGACAACACUCCGUGGCUGUAAGGCACGACUCACCAGCGCGGUCAACUCCAACUAUCCAUCUGUAUUCCGUUCGGAUGCCCACCCGGCACUGCAGCUAGCAGCACUCCAGCGACGAAUAGAGGAUAUGGAGAACAAUAAGACCUCCAUCGAAAUCGUAUUGGAGACAUUCCAGUGGGGUCAUGAACAUGCUUCAUCUUCAUAA